Messenger RNA from Aspergillus mulundensis, 2820 nucleotides. Its product is annotated as serine/threonine protein kinase. The transcript has a single exon. Gene Ontology annotation, molecular function: calcium ion binding; calcium channel activity. The record is from RefSeq and is a predicted model, not a curated record. Gene Ontology annotation, cellular component: membrane. Gene Ontology annotation, biological process: intracellular calcium ion homeostasis; calcium ion transmembrane transport. Lineage: Eukaryota; Fungi; Ascomycota; Eurotiomycetes; Eurotiales; Aspergillaceae. The coding region runs from base 1 to 2820 and encodes 939 amino acids.
AUGCCUAACCCCAACGACGUUACGAUCGAUAUCCCACUGCAGAGCGUUUCCAGCCGCGGGCAGACUGGUGCGCGCAACAAUUCCACCAACAUCCCUAGUUCCCCGUCCGGGGGCUAUUCAGCCGGAGGAGACCACAAUGGCGGCGAGAAGGGCUUGACGUCCGGUCCUCCCAGUUCGCAUGGAUUUGGUCAACGUCGGCGGAGAACCAUCAACGACAAAACUGGUCUUCCCGCGGAAGAGCCAGAGGAUGGAACGGUCACUCGCUUGGGACGCUUCUAUCAGGCUGUUCUCAACUUCUCCACCAUCACUCGCUACAUGAUCUACAUCGCUCCUCUCGCUGCUCUUCUCGCUAUUCCCAUUAUUGUUGGCGCAACAGCCGCUCAAGAUGCAAAGAUUGGCGGAGUCUCGCUUCCUUGGUUCUUUUGCUGGAUUGAGGUUGUCUGGGUGUCAUUGUGGGUGUGUAAGAUUGUCGCCAAACUCAUUCCCUUCGUCUUCCAGUUCAUCUGCGGUAUUGUCAGUGCUGGAACGCGGAAAUAUGCCCUCAUUUUGCGAAACCUGGAGAUCCCUAUCACCAUGGUGCUUUGGAUGAUCGUUUCGCUCGUCACUUUCCUUCCGAUCAUGGUCUAUAACCCGAGGAACAAGCGGGAGGGCGAUACCGAGACGAAGAGUUGGGAGAAGUCGGUCAAGAACAUCCUCUUCGCUUUCUUGGUCUGCGCUCUGAUCUUCCUCGGAGAGAAGACCCUCGUCCAGCUUAUCUCCAUCAGUUACCACCGCAAGCAGUUUGACGCAAGGAUCAAAGAGUCUAAACGUCACAUCAACCUUGUUGGUAUCCUAUAUGAUGCCUCCCGCAGCAUGUUCCCUAUGUACUGCAAGGAGUUCCGCGAGGACGAUGCGAUCAUCUCCGACUCUAUCCUCCUGGCUGGACCCGAGUCUGGCAGGCCCGGUCAUUCGCGGUCCAACUCUGCGGCUCCUCUGAAAUUCAUCCGUGGGGUAGGACAGAAUGUUGGUCGACUUGGAGGAAAGAUUACUGGUGCCAUCGGAGACGUCGCCCAUGAAAUCACCGGAAAGCAAGUGUUCAACUCCGGCGCCGCGCGGUCCAUCGUCAGCGAAGCAUUGGAACGUCGUCGAUCCACCGAAGCUCUCGCUAGGCGUAUUUGGAUGUCUUUUGUGAUUGAAGGCCGUGAAGCGCUGUACCUUGAUGACCUUAUGGAGGUUCUUGGUGAAGGAAAGGAGGCCGAGGCCGAAGAGUGCUUCAUCAUGCUGGAUCGUGAUGGAAAUGGCGAUAUCAGUCUGGAGGAGAUUAUCCUGGCCAUCUCUGAGAUUGGACGCAGCCGCAAGACAUUGAACCACAGCGUGCAUGACGUCGACCAGGCCAUCCACGUCUUGGACAAUCUCUUGGCCACCAUUGCCUUCAUCAUCGCUCUUCUCGUCUUCGUUUCGUUCGUUACCAGUGGUUUCGGCACUGUCAUCGCCGCCGGUGCUACCUCCCUUCUGUCCCUGAGUUUCGUCUUCGCCACCACCGCGCAAGAAGUGCUCGGUUCUUGUAUCUUCCUCUUUGUCAAGCAUCCCUUCGAUAUCGGUGACCGAGUCGAGAUCGAUAGCAAGCCUUACAUGGUUCAACGCAUUUCGCUCCUGUACAGUGUGUUCCGCAACGUCAACGACAAUCGCGUCACUCAGAUCCCCAACGUUGUCCUCAACACCGUGUGGAUUGACAACUACUCUCGUUCCUCAGCUAUGCAGGAGCGAAUUACCAUUGAUGUGAACGUUGACACUACAACUGAAGAAAUUCAGGCUCUGAAGGACGAAAUCGAAGCCUUCGUCCGUAGCCCGGAUAACAAGCGCGAUUUCCACCAAGAUGUUGACAUUGAGGUAUCGGGUGUAGGAGCUCUUGACAAACUAGAACUCACUGUGAGCCUCUUCCACAAAUCCAACUGGGCUAUUGAAACCGUUCGUGCCGCGCGUCGCUCCAAGUUCAUGGUCGCUCUAGUUGCCGCCGUCAAGAAGGUCCCUAUGCGCCUCCCAGGCGCGGCAGCUGAAGAAGCCCCUGCCGAAGACAGCGACAAGCCAGAUGACAAACCCGAUGACGCCGCGCAGCCUCCCGCUCAUCAGCCCUCCACCAGCGAGGGAAUGCGCCGCCCUAGCGCCCCAGACAUCAACAUCCCCUCUGACUCCAAGUCAACCGGCUUCGACCUGGGCCGCUCAGGCUCCGUCCAACGCCGCGCCGCCGCCGCCAGUGCUGCCGGUAACAACUCAGCCGGCAGUGCCUACAGCGAAAGCACUCUCAACAACACCAACCCCGAACUCUACAACCGCGCCAACUCCCCCAACCUGAGCGACCGCGACACAGACCACUACCGCGCCUCUGUCAGCUCGCCCGUCGCAGAGCGCCAUCUCAGCGUCAACCACGGCUCCAUGGCCCGCAAGGCAUCCACAGCAUCCACCGGUCGUCGUAGAGCAGGCACGACAACCUCUCCAAACCAACCGCUUGCAUCUCCCACAAGCCAGCAUUCCGAGUCUAUGCUCCCUGCUCAUCUGCAGCCGCCGCCACUUCAGCCCUCGCCGUCGGUGUACUCUCAACCGCAGCAGCCGCCGCCACUUCAGCCCUCGUCGUCGGUGUACUCGUAUGCCGAGCGCUACGACCAGCCUGAGUCGUCGAGACAGUCGCUAGAGCACCCUACCCCUUACAGCCAGCCGCUGCCUCAGGUUUAUGAGUAUGCUCCGACGCCGGAUAGGAACUCGCCUGAACCCCAGUCGCCGCGUGCUGAUCCGCGGUACAUGACUGAGGAGCAGAGGAAGAACUAUGAGUCGCGCAGGCAGUGA